UUCGUAUACCUUCUCCAACUUUAUCCACAGAGAAGAAAGAUGACAUUUUCUCAAAUCAUCUUGUCCCUAGAUGAUAAGAAAAUAGAAAAUCCCGUUCCUCAUUUUCUUUUUUUAUUCUAUUUAUAAUUUAUAUCUCAUACAAACUAAUUUUCCAUUUAGAUUCUGUCAAUAGAAGUUUUUUUUUUUUUUGGAAUCGGUUGGAACUAGGGUUCAAAUUUGGUGCUAUUUUCGAUUGUUAGUGGGUUGCCUUCUAAAUGCUAUUCGGGCGAAAACAUAGUUCGGAUCUUGGACGCUAAUGGAGGUUAAUUCGUCUGUGCCGCCGGAGACCGAUAACGCCAGCGGCGGGCUCCAUCACCUGACUUCGACGUCAAUACCGCGGCGGUCGCCACACCAAUCUCCCAUCAGACCAGGGCUGGUGCCGACGUAUUUUCCUGUUAAUACGAUCAUAGAGAAAAAAGAGGACAAUCCGGGACCUCGGUGUGGCCAUACGUUGACGGCAGUGGCUGCCGUCGGCGAGGAAGGGUCGCCCGGAUAUAUUGGGCCGAGACUCAUUCUCUUCGGUGGCGCCACAGCGCUUGAGAACAAUGCGACAACUUCUGGUGCUCUUAGCUCGCCAGGAAGCUCCAGCAUUAGAUUGGCGGGUGCAACUGCUGAUGUCCAUUGCUAUGAUAUUUCAUCCAAGAAAUGGUCUAGGAUUACUCCUCUUGGAGAACCACCCACACCUAGGGCGGCACAUGUUGCUGCAGCAGUGGGCACCAUGGUUGUUAUUCAGGGCGGAAUUGGUCCAGCUGGUUUGUCUUCAGAGGAUCUUCAUGCUCUUGAUCUCACGCAACAGCAGCCUCGAUGGCAUAAGGUUGCUGUUCAAGGCUCUGGUCCAGGACCACGGUAUGGACAUGUAAUGGCUCUCGUGGGGCAGAGAUUUCUCAUGGCAAUAGGGGGGAAUGAUGGGAAGCGGCCAUUGGCUGAUGUUUGGGCCCUGGACACAAGUGCCAAGCCUUAUAAAUGGUUAAAGUUGGAGCCAGAAGGUGAAGGUCCACCUCCAUGCAUUAGGUAUGCUACAGCAAGUGCACGCUCUGAUGGUCUUCUUUUACUUUUUGGUGGAAGAGAUGCAAACAGUGUGCCACUGGCAAGUGCAUAUGGUCUUGCCAGGGAUAGGGAUGGUCAUUGGGCAUGGGCAAUUGCCCUUGGUGUGUCACCAUCUCCCAGAUAUCAGCAUGCUGCAGUUUUUGUACAUGCACAGCUCCAUGUAUCUGGAGGGGCACUUGGUGGUGGCCGCAUGGUAGAAGACAGAUCAAGUAUUGCAGUGUUAGAUACUGCUGCUGGCGUCUGGUGUGACACAAAGGCUAUUGUUACAAGUGCAAGAGCAGGUAGGUACAGUGCUAAUGCAACUGGUGGAGACACUUCAUUUGAAUUGAUUAGACGCUGUAGACAUGCAGCUGCUGCAGUUGGUGAUUUGGUCUAUGUUUAUGGUGGAUUACGUUGUGGAAUGUUGCUUGAUGACCUGAUUGUUGCUGAAAUUUGUCAUGCUGCUGAAACAACAAAUGAUGCUUCUCCUGCUGCAGCAACCACAACAACUGUUGCAGCUGCCAAGCAAACUGGAAGAUUACCUGGAAUGUGUGCUGGUGGUGAUGAAAGAACAGGGGAAACCUUUCCUGAAGCCAUUUCCGACAACGUGGUUGCAGUGGAAACUCCUAUUGACUCGGCCAUUAAUGGUGAUACAAGUAAAGAUAUGAUCACAGAAAAGGAUAUGCUUCAGGGACUAAGGACAGUGGGCACAAGUGUUGAGUACUUGGUUGAAGCCUCAGCAGCUGAAGCUGAGACCAUUAGUGCUGCAAUAGCAGCUGCAAAAGCAAGGAAAAUUAAUGGAGAUGUUGAACAAAUACAGGACAGCGAUGAUGGGGUAAAGGGUGUCCCAACUGGGAAACAGAACUCCACUUUGAUCAUGCCUGAAUCAGCUAUGUUGAGCAGCAUUCCACAUGGAGUCCGGUUGCAUCACAGAGCUGUUGUGGUAGCUACGGAAACUGGCAGUGCUUUGGAUUGUAUGGCUAGACAGCUUUCAAUUGACCAGUUUGAAAAUGAAGGUAGGCGUGUCUGUUGUGGUACUGCAGAGAAUGCAACUGCUGCUAGGAAAUUAUUUGAUCGGAAAAUGUCUAUCAAUACCGUGCCUAAGAAGGUGAUUGCACAGCUUCUGAAGCCUCGUGGGUGGAAGCCUCCUGUCUGCAGGCAAUUUUUCUUGGACUGCAAUGAAAUAGGAGAUCUUUGUGAUAAUGCAGAACACAUAUUUUCAAAUGAACCAAGUGUUUUGGUUGUUAAAGCUCCUGUCAAGAUAUUUGGUGACUUGCACGGGCAAUUUGGGGACCUAAUGCGCUUGUUUGAUGAAUAUGGGUCUCCUUCAACUGCUGGAGACAUCGCUUAUGUCGAUUAUCUCUUCCUGGGAGAUUAUGUUGAUAGGGGUCAGCAUAGUCUGGAAACUAUUGUGCUUCUACUUGCUUUGAAGGUUGAAUAUCUGCACAAUAUACAUUUGAUUCGUGGAAAUCAUGAGGCAGCAGAUAUUAAUGCCCUCUUUGGCUUCCGGAUUGAGUGUAUUGAACGCCUGGGUGAGCGAGAUGGUAUUUGGGCUUGGCAUCGGUUCAACCGAUUAUUUAAUUGGCUUCCUCUAGCUGCUUUAAUUGAAAAGAAAAUUAUCUGCAUGCAUGGUGGCAUUGGUCGGUCUAUAAAUCAUGUGGAACAGAUUGAGAACCUUCAACGUCCAGUUGCAAUGGAAGCAGGCUCGGUUGUUCUUAUGGACCUGUUAUGGUCUGACCCAACAGAAAAUGAUAGUGUGGAGGGACUGCGACCAAAUGCUAGAGGCCCUGGUUUGGUUUCAUUUGGGCCUGAUCGUGUUAUGGAAUUCUGUAAUGCUAAUGAUGUGCAAUUAAUUGUACGUGCACAUGAAUGUGUGAUGGAUGGAUUUGAACGCUUUGCUCAAGGGCAUCUAAUUACCCUCUUUUCAGCUACUAAUUACUGUGGGACUGCAAAUAAUGCAGGGGCAAUAUUGGUCUUGGGAAGAGACCUUGUGGUAGUUCCAAAACUUAUACAUCCUCUACCACCAGCAAUCUCGUCACCUGAAGCAUCCCCAAAGCACACUGAACAUGCAUGGAUGCAGGAACUUAAUGCCAACCGCCCCCCAACACCAGUUAGAGGCCGGCCUCAAGGGACAAACGACCACGGUUCUCAUGCUUGGAUAUAACAUAUCGUCUUGAGUUUUGACAGCAGUACGGGGCCUCUGCACUCCCAUCAUUGUGCUUUAUAAGCUAGGUAAUUAGAGAUUCUAUAUCCUGAGCACAUGAAAGCAUCCAUGAAAGCCAAAGUCUCUGGAAGCCCCAGAUGAAGGUGGCACCUUCCAUGGUCAAGAAUGGUUAGAAAUGGUGUCCUUUGAGAGAUCUCUAUUUGUAUAUUGAGUCAUAUAUAGAUUUCCUUUUUUCUCUUUUUAUCUUUUUUCCUUUACCUUUUCCCUUUGAUCUUGUAUAUACUUGUCUUUUUAAGAUAACUUUUAAUUUUUAUUUCCCCCCAGCAGCUGUUUUUGUUACUCUGUUUUUAAUGCAGGGAGGACAUUUGA
Molecule: messenger RNA, 3598 nt
Organism: Vitis riparia (riverbank grape)
Lineage: Eukaryota; Viridiplantae; Streptophyta; Magnoliopsida; Vitales; Vitaceae
Product: serine/threonine-protein phosphatase BSL3-like
Exons: 21
Coding region: 296-3229 (977 amino acids)
Biological process (GO): brassinosteroid mediated signaling pathway
Molecular function (GO): phosphoprotein phosphatase activity; protein binding
Source: RefSeq, a predicted model, not a curated record